Molecule: messenger RNA, 906 nt
Organism: Talpa occidentalis (Iberian mole)
Lineage: Eukaryota; Metazoa; Chordata; Mammalia; Eulipotyphla; Talpidae
Gene: PRR32
Product: proline rich 32
Exons: 2
Coding region: 1-906 (301 amino acids)
Source: RefSeq, a predicted model, not a curated record
AUGGCUUGCAUUGAAAAUGUCAUUGGAGGGCAUGGUCCUUCAGCCUUACCAGUAGCUGCAGAUGAAAAUGGGAACCAGGAGCCAUGCCUAGAUGUGCCCCUCCAGUGUCCAAGUUCCAUGCCAAGGAAUGAUGUGGAGUCCUGGGGCCACCUUUGCAUCCCUGUCCCGCUGAGACCUUCCUUCAAUGUGCUGACCGAUCUGGCAAGAGAGCAACUGGAGUGUCCCUCGGAGGGAACAGGAUCCUGCAUUCCUGUCAACAAUUUGAGAGCUCUCCAACACCCCUAUGGGCCACCACCUGCUGUUGCCGAAGCGUCCUUAGCAACAGCAGAAGUAAAUAGCUCUGGGGGGUUGGCAAGCCUGAGGCAGAGAGGACAAGAUUCUGUUAAUAUGUCCCAAAUAUUCUCUGGCGGUCCUUCUGCAUUGAUGAUGGGGGGAGCAAGGGUCAGUAAUGGGAGCACUGACAUGGGUGGCAAUAAUACCAGGUUAUAUUUGGGUUUGCCACGUGGUCAAGGGUUCGUUCCAACAAGAGGCCCACAAGUAAGAGGCCCUCUACAUAUUCCCACCCUGAGAUCAGGGAUAAUGAUGGAGCUGCCUCCGGGAAAUACAAGAAUGACCUACAAGGAUAGGCUGGCUCAUGUUUCUUUCCCAAUGGGAGGGGGCCCUAGACACCCUGUGGAUAACUGGCCAAGGCCGCUCUCCUUGACUCCCAGUGCUCAAGGCUUACCUUCGUGCCCUACUGCGCAUGCUUUUGUACCUGCACAACCUCCCACUUUCAAUCCGUUUCUUCCUAUGCCUAUUGCUUUUGCUCCUCCCCCAAUAGUUGGUCCACCCCAGCCUUCUUAUUUUGCCAAUUACCCUUCCUGGGGGAUGCCAGCUCCUGCAUCCUCAAACAGGGAGAACAAGUGA